Messenger RNA from Geodia barretti, 363 nucleotides. The record is from the annotation of a GenBank genome assembly. NCBI's taxonomy places the organism in Eukaryota, Metazoa, Porifera, Demospongiae, Tetractinellida, Geodiidae.
UUGCAGAUGGUGUGGGCCAGGACAUAUGCUGUUGGUUGUGGAGCUUUCAGAUGUGCUGAACUCGAAGGAGCUGAAGAUGCCAAUGAAAAUGCACUUUUCCUUGUUUGCUACUAUGGACCUGGGUCAGUUACAAGCAUCAGUAUUCAUCUUGUGAUAAAACGCUCUCUCCAUACUUUCCACAGUGGGAACUUUGCUCUAGAGCCUGCCUAUACCACUGGCUCCAAACCCUGUGAAAGCUGUCCCUACACACACAAGUACUGCACCAACAACCUCUGCUCUGAGUCAGGAGCUCCCAUCACUGGUCCCAUCUCCCUACUGGGAUUGCUGGUUGUGGCUGUCGCAGCUCUGACUGCCCACUUCUAG